This is a messenger RNA of Hemibagrus wyckioides, 2695 nucleotides long. RefSeq names its product ERI1 exoribonuclease family member 2 (gene eri2). Gene Ontology annotation, biological process: exonucleolytic trimming to generate mature 3'-end of 5.8S rRNA from tricistronic rRNA transcript (SSU-rRNA, 5.8S rRNA, LSU-rRNA). Bases 95 to 2158 code for a protein of 687 amino acids. The transcript is spliced from 9 exons. NCBI's taxonomy places the organism in Eukaryota, Metazoa, Chordata, Actinopteri, Siluriformes, Bagridae. The record is from RefSeq and is a predicted model, not a curated record. Gene Ontology annotation, molecular function: nucleic acid binding; zinc ion binding; 3'-5'-RNA exonuclease activity.
AGCACAAAGACAGGAAGUGACGCAAUGCGAAACCCUUCUCAGCGUUCUGUUUACGCGGUUUAUUAAGAUAUAGCUACGACUGAGAGUGGACACUAUGUCAACAAAGAAACUAGCCAAGGAGCUGGGGAUAAUCAGGAAGCGCACUCCAUCUUCCAGUUCACAUGCACACACACCAUCUGCUUCAAAUCAGCUGUUCUCAUAUCUGAUCAUCAUUGACUUUGAGUCCACAUGCUGGAAGGAGAAGAACAACCAUGGACAAGAGAUCAUUGAGUUCCCUGCUGUACUGAUGAACACACACACCGGACAGAUAGAGUCUGAGUUCCACUCGUAUGUCCAGCCACAGGAACAUCCACUUCUCUCCUCCUUCUGUACAGAGCUCACGGGCAUUACACAGGAGCAGGUGGAGGCGGGGCUUCCUCUGCAGAUCUGCCUGUCCAGGUUUACACGCUGGCUUCACACACUGCAGCAGGAGAGAGACGUGGUGUUCCUGAGCGAUGACACACACACACACACCACUGCAGCCAGGAAACCCUGCGCCUUCCUCACCUGGUCAGAUUGGGAUCUCGGUGUGUGUUUGCAGUACGAGUGUAAACGCAAGCAGAUCACUAAACCUGAGUCUCUGAAUAGCUGGAUUGACCUUCGAGCUACAUACAGGAUUUUCUACAACCGCAAGCCAAAAGGCCUUAAUGGAGCCCUGCAGGACCUGGGCAUUGAGUUCUCCGGGCGAGAACACUCUGGUCUGGACGAUGCUCGGAACACUGCCCGAUUGGCUUGGCGCAUGAUCAGAGAUGGCUGCAUGAUGAAAGUAACGAGAGUUCUGAAGUCUGUGGUUCCAGUGAGAGGAGUGUGUGCAGACAGACGUGUGUGUGACAUGAGGAAAGAGAAGCAGCCGACACACACCAGCGACACACACACUGUGACAUCAUCACACACGAGUCUGGUGUCCCUGUGCACUGUGCUGUCCUCCAUCACCCCACUGCACACACUGACCGUCACACACGCCUCACGCCCGGACCCCACCGUCACACACGCCUCACGCCCGGACCCCACCGUCACACACGCCUCACGCCCGGACCCCACCGUCACACACGCCUCACGCCCGGACCCCACCGUCACACACGCCUCACGCCCGGACCCCACCGUCACACACGCCUCACGCCCGGACAUGCCAACGUCUGAUUGGUCAGAGGAGUGUGUGGUGACGGAAUUUGGGGAUUCUGCUUCCUAUGACGAUGUGAUAUUAGAAGAAGACUCUGGAAUCGUGCCCCGUGACUCCGCCUCUCCUGUGUGUCAGAGAAAGCCACGCCCAAUUAACUCCAACCCCUCCUGUAUAAUUGAAGACCCAGUCAGAUCUCUGAAAGAACUCAAUACAAGAACAACUCCCACAAUCACUUUCUCUAUUUACAGUGACCAAUCACGUCAGUCCUACUCCUCUUCCUCCUCUUCUUCAGUGUUUCGUGUUCCUUCCUCCAUUCUUUCAUCAACCUGCAACCAAUCAGCUCGGUGCUCCGUCUCUGUAAACCAGUCAAAGCUCUCUUCUCUCUCUGUAAACCAAUCAGCUCGCUCCUUUUAUUCCGUCAAUCAAUCAGGUGCUUCCAUCUCUCUUAACCAAUCAGCUUUCCCCUAUAUCUCUGUCAACCAAUCUUCUCACUCAUCUUGUUCUAUCAACCAGACCCGCCCUUCUUGCUCAGUUAACCAAUCAGCUUUCUCCUUCUCUAAGGCGUUGCCCCUCCCAUCUCCAAGAGGCACAUCUUGUAUCCCCAACAAAUCCACUCUCUCUUCUGUCUCUUUCAACCGGUCCUCUGUCUCCAUCAACCAAUCAGCUUUCUCCACCUCCUUCUCUAAACGGUUGCCCCUCCCCCCUCUGAAGGGCGGAGUUAAAAUCACUGCUCCCCUGUGUGAUUGUGGUCGGCGUUCAAGGAGAUUGACGGUGUGUAACGGUGGACCAAACCAAGGUCGGGCCUUCUACACCUGUGCAGGGAGGAGGAGCUCGGGCCCCGUCCCUCAUGGCUCCACCCAUCCAGGCCGCACAGCUCGUGGCAAUGGGUGUGGCUUCUUUAAGUGGGAGUUGACUCUGAUUAAAUUGUCAGCUAUGAGCAGAAACACUUCGGCUCUGAGCUUCAACCUGAAUACAGCAGCUUCCAGGAACUUUCGAUGACUUCCUGUCUCACUCUCUAAACCUGUCUCACUUUCUAAACCUGUUUUAUAUUCUCUUUGAACCUGUCUCACUCUCUACAAGUGUUUUACAACCGGUCUCACUCUUAAAACCUGUCUCACCUCUCUCAUUUUCUAAACCUGUCUCACUCACUCUAAAAUUCUCACUUCUCUCUUAAUCUGUCUCACUCGCUUUCUAAACCUGUCUAAUUCGAUCUCAGUACCUGUCUCACAUUCUCUCUUCGGAAACCUGUCUCACUCUGUCUAAACCUCUCUCUCUCUCUGUGUAUAUAUAUAUAUAUAUAUAUACCUGUCUCUUCCUCUCUACACCUGUCCUGCCUGCUCACUCCUGACCUGUCUGUCUCUCUGUACCUGUCUCACUCUAUCGGGUGUGUUCUGUAUAAAUUCACUGUGUGUAGCUGUGUAAGUGUGUAAUGUUGUUGAAUGUAAAAUUCUGACGUCAUGAAUGUUUAUUUUUAGAUUAUUUAUAUUUAUUUGGAAUGAGACGUUAAUCGGUGUCAUCAUGUCAUGUCUUUAUCAC